Molecule: messenger RNA, 11683 nt
Organism: Toxorhynchites rutilus septentrionalis
Lineage: Eukaryota; Metazoa; Arthropoda; Insecta; Diptera; Culicidae
Product: cyclic nucleotide-gated cation channel alpha-3
Exons: 12
Coding region: 1847-4681 (944 amino acids)
Biological process (GO): monoatomic cation transmembrane transport
Cellular component (GO): plasma membrane; intracellular cyclic nucleotide activated cation channel complex
Molecular function (GO): cGMP binding; intracellularly cAMP-activated cation channel activity; intracellularly cGMP-activated cation channel activity
Source: RefSeq, a predicted model, not a curated record
CAGAGCGGCAGUGUACCUAUUGCGGACAGCGUGGACUGUAUUUUCCCUAAUUAUGUGCAGAUAACGCUCUGCGGUCAUUUCCAAUUAGGACUACCAGCUAGGAGACUGUUAAGUGCAUCGAAACAAAGUGAGCGAGUGUGCAUUUUGGUGUGCAUGUGGGGUCCAUAGGGAACCAAGACAGGUGGAAAUCGUUGAGGAUACAAAAUUGAACAUGAUUGGACAGCGCUAAGCUGAAAUUUUAGUGCCGAAAUUGAAGCGAAUUGGGAUGAAACGUGUGCAGAAAAAGAAAAGAUUUGAUGCGUAAUGUGGUCAUCGGAAAAAUCUGAUCCGAUCAAUGCUCGCAAUAAGUAUUCGUUACCACGCUAGUGCUGAUGAAAAUGCUAGGAAAAUGUGCUAAGGCAGUAAGACGUAUUAUCGUGUGAUUCAGUUUUUCUUUUCUUUCGUGGAAUUUUUCUGCUUACAUCUGCUGAUGAAAAGUGCGCUGAUAACGAGCGGAAUGGGCAACCUCAAGCUGGUUUUUGACAGUGAAAAAUUGUGAAAAUUAUCUAGAGCUGUGUGUGGGGAGAAGCGGUGGAUAAGUGAGAGUAAGAAACGAAGAAGCAAUAGUGUCGGCUCUGAGAAGAAAAGACUCCCUCUAGCGUUUGAAUUCACAACAUUGGCCGCUGUGAUAGUGAAGGUGGCUAUGGAGUGGAGAGUGGAAUUCUUUUCCAUAUUAAACGAGACAUAAUGAGCUGCAUUAGGAUUCAGCUAUCGAUGCUUUUGUCCUCUUUGGUUCCUCUUUGAGCGAAAUAACAAUGGUCUCAUACAGUCAAUGCCAUUAUUCCAAGGAAAAACUAUCGCCGGAUGUGGAAAGCUGCGCAAGCAAGAGAAAGUGGGGAAAUGUUUUAUUCGCAGUUCGGGAAAGAAUUUAGUUUUACGUACAUACACAAACCGAAGUGAAAAGUUUGGAAUAGGGAGUGCGAUUGAAUUCGGGAAAGUUUUACAUCUCGAGCCACGCGUUCCGUGUAGUAGAAAGCUAACCGGAAGUUUGCUGUAGAAAAGUGGUAUCCUUGUUUGGAAGCUGUGCGAGUAUGCGAGGCGACGAUGGAGAGUCUGGCGCAGUAAAGUGGUGGUAGAGACGAAUGUUCCAAACAGUGAAACGCAGAUUGCCAUCCUCCCUCCAUUUAAAUCGACUUCUCACUUGAUGGAUGCGAACCGGGCCGCUGGAGUGGGGUGCUUCGUCUUGAGCGUUAUCUGCCAUCGGUGGUGAGGUAACGAAUAACAUAAGCUGGGAAAUUUCGUGUGUAUCCAUGUGGAGAAGUGAAAGUUGUCGUAGUUAUAACUAGAAUAAGCGAAAAUCUCGAUGACAUUUUGAUGGAUACGAAAACUAAGGCGCUGAGAGGUUUUUUGAAGUGAGAUGAAUUAUUAUAAUCGUUAUGUAAUACAUAUUUAAACUACGAAACAGUUGAAUGUGAUAAGAUAGAAUAAAAUCGUGAAGUCACACACUCUGUUUGGUGUCAGUGGAUUAGAAAAUGCGGAGGUAGAAAAAAAUAUAUAUGAAAAAAAGUGCUAAGUGUGUGACGGUGAGUCGAAAUUCAAUUCAAUUUCGUGAACUGAUAAUUAAAAAAAGAAAAUAACAGGCGCAAAGGGAGCGAUAUAUAAAAUAUAACAGUGAGUGAAAAUAAAACGGGAAAAAAGGGAGUUGGAACGAAAGUUUAUCUCUUAUGUAUUGCAGUAUUGUUGCCGCAGUCGUACCCUUUAGCCUCAGCACCGUGAAACUCCGGGAAAAUGUGCUGUUAUUUCUCGUGCAAUGCCGGAGGAGUAAUUGUGAAUAGGAGAAAAUACUUUUCUGACAGUUAGCGUCACAAUGUCAACAGCCAAACGGCUGGUGCUAUCGCUAAGAGGUCGCAAAGAAUCUCAGAGCACCGCGGGCACGUCCUCUACCCGGCUAGUAUCGGCCAACAGCACCUCACCCGGUCACGAACUCGACGAGAUUGCAGUGGUUUCCGGGGGCGCUGAGUCCAGUCACGUGUCGUACGGCAGUCUCUCACUCGGGCAGACUAAUGGACCUCGUUACAUACCAGAUGAUGAUGGCAAGGCACGUUUUGACGAUUUGAAACUGUCGCGGCAUCAUUCGCACUCCCUCAAUGGUACGGAUGCAGCCAUAAUGCAUCUGGCCCCUCCACCCCUAGAAGCCGUUGGGUCCGACUUUAAUACCAUUCAAACGUCCUCGGAACACAAUCGAAACUCUGUGAGCCGUCAAAGUCUCAUGGACAUCGUGAGUGCCAAGCUCGGAAUGUCCGGUCCUCAGCUCGGUCAGAGCAUCUCACAGCAAGGUUUCUUCUCGUCGCGUGACAGCCUGUCGGCGUCGGGCACAUCCCGGCCACUGCAUUCCCAUGUGUCCGCCACCACCUCGGAGAUGGAUUUGUCCCGGAAGGACCGCAAGCGGGAACGGAGCAAGCUGAAAUCGGGCGACCAGCCGCUGCUCGGGUCGUGGAGUAGAACCGGACCGCGGGAGUCCAACGCGCAAACCGCGGCAGCGGCAGCAACACGGGCUUCGAGCAACCAUCUGGUGCCACCGGGCAGCACGGGAAGCACCUGUAACGGAGCCGACCGGUACAUCUUCGGUCGGCGCUCCGGCUGCUCAACGUCGUCACGCAAAUCGAACGGCCGUCGCUGGUCGUUCGUGUUCGACCCGGCCGGUCGGCUCUGCUACUACUGGUCCAUGGUGGUCUCGAUGGCGUUCCUGUACAACUUCUGGGUCAUCAUCUACCGGUUCGCGUUCCAGGAGAUCAACGGCGAAUCGAUCGUGAUGUGGUUCUGUCUGGACUACUUUUCGGAUUUUCUAUACCUCGUAGAUAUUCUGUUCCACUUUCGUACGGGUUACCUCGAGGACGGCGUGCUGCAAACUGACUCGACCAAACUACGGCAGCACUACAUGAACUCGACGACGUUCUACAUAGACUGCCUUUGUUUAUUGCCGUUAGAUUUUUUAUACUUAUCGAUAGGAUUCAACUCGAUACUAAGAUCGUUUAGGCUAGUCAAGAUUUAUCGAUUUUGGGCCUUCAUGGAUCGUACCGAACGGCAUACGAACUAUCCGAAUUUAUUCCGUUCGACCUCACUGAUACACUAUCUGUUAGUUAUAUUCCACUGGAACGGUUGUUUAUAUCACAUUAUCUAUAAGAAUAAUGGUUUCGGCUCGAAGAACUGGGUGUUUCACGACUCGGAAUCGGCGGACGUGUCGAAGCAGUACCUGCAGAGCUACUACUGGUGCACGCUGGCACUGACCACGAUCGGUGACCUGCCGCGGCCACGCUCCAAGCCGGAGUACGUCUUCGUGAUAGCGCAGCUCCUGUUCGGCCUGAUGCUGUUCGCGACGGUUCUGGGCCACGUGGCCAACAUCGUCACCUCGGUCAGUGCUGCCCGCAAGGAAUUCCAAGCCAAGCUCGACGGAGUUAAAACCUAUAUGCGCAUGAGACGGGUUCCCAAUCAUCUCCAGGUGAAAGUGAUCAAAUGGUUCGACUAUCUCUGGCUGACGCAGAAGUGCUCAGACGAGGAGAGAGCUGUAUCAUGUCUUCCUGAUAAAUUAAAGGCUGAAAUAGCUAUAAAUGUUCAUUUAGAUACACUUAAGCGAGUAGAAAUUUUUCAAAAUACCGAGGCGGGCUUUCUGUGCGAGUUGGUGUUAAAGCUAAGGCCGGUGCUGUUCUCUCCGGGCGACUUCAUCUGUCGGAAGGGUGAAGUCGGCAAAGAGAUGUACAUAGUCAAUAGAGGUAGACUGCAGGUUGUCGCGGACAACGGAAAAACGGUUAUGGCUUCGCUGAAGGCCGGCUCCUACUUCGGCGAGAUCAGUAUCCUCAACAUGGGUACGGCAGGUAAAGCGCUCGGCAAUCGGAGGACGGCCAGCGUGCGUUCCGUCGGCUACAGCGACCUGUUUGUGCUCAGCAAGAAGGACAUGUGGGAUGUGCUGAAGGAGUAUCCCGCGGCCCGAGUGCGACUGGAGGCGAUCGCCGUGAAGCGACUCGAAAAGUACAAGAAGGCCCCGCUCGAGAAAGUCGCAAUGGGACGCUGCCAAUCGACACCAGGACUAGUGGAGACGCGGGGCCGCACCACCAUCGAGGACAUGUGGAUAUCACCGACGACAGCGAUUACGUCCGCCAGCUCGAUGGUCCCUACAUAUCCACCACCGGCGAACAGUCGCAUCACCAGUCCUCGGUCGCAUCGGGGCGAGCUGAGCAGCAGUCGGCUGCCCCAGUCGCCCGGGUCGGUUAGCCCUAGUGUACAUAGUUCCGAAGAACGGCCUAGAAGUCGCACGACUUCACACCAAACCUCCCGACCCCAGUCGCAACCGAGCAGGACAGGUAGGAGGAGCGUCUGUGAUACCGCCGGUGGCUUUUCCUCUAACGGCAAAGACUUUCUAGGUCCACCCUGUGACUCGCUAACGCUGAUCGAAUCGUCCGGUGCGACACCCCUGCUGGGUUCGCACGAGGCUCUCGAGGGCGAGAUCAAGCGGCUCCGGGAGCGGUUGCACACGGUCGAGUCGGAGAACUUUAGCCUGAACGCGAAACUCGCCCAGCAGCAGUGGGAGGUCGAACAUCGGCUGGCGGAGAUCGAGAUGCAGAUCUGUGGCGCUUCGUCUGCGUCCAGCAUCAGUCAGGAGAACGAAACCGAGGAUCUGGAGCGGAAUCGGGAAAGUAUCAUAUAACACGGAAGCGAGCUGCCUCAAAAAGUUGCCCUGGUGUAUGUGCGAUGCAUGACAUAAAUUACAAUUUUUUUUUUGCACGCGGAGAAAGCGUUGGAAGCGAGGACAGAACAGCAACAGAGUUCGUUUGGUUCUAAACAUCGACGACCAAUCCUAGAGCACGCCUAAGUUUAGUCCAGAUUUUUGCUUGUUUCGGCAUUCAUUGCGAAACUGUGUGUGUGAACAAAACCAAAAUAAACAGACAGCAUUAUGGGUCAUUUUUGACAAAGGCAGCUAUUCUAGAACUACACGGAAGCAUGCAGGAAGGAUCUUCCUGCCGAGCGGGAGACCGUCGCAACAUGAUUGUAUUACGUUUACGUCAACUAGCUUGUCAGAAUACCGGACAAGACGGAGAACUAUACAUAUUGGAGAAAGAGUUCAGUUUAUGCUAGCAUUACCAUAGUUCGUUGGAAAACUUGAUAGUGACACUUGUUCGGGUACUAAACAUAGAAGAAGAAGAAGAAGAAAACUAGUGAGAUCACCAUUAAUGACAUAGUUCAUGCUCUGUAUGAUAGUCAGAUCAUUUCAUAAAUGUUUCAACAGCGAAGGACCCGAAAAAUACCCUUUGCAUGAUAGAAGCGAACUAGAAAGGAGGAUAAAAACUAAUAAAAUGAAAUCGUAAUACGAACUUUUGACUAAACAAACUCGUUAUUAUCGAACGAUGUAGAUUUUUUACAUACCGUAGGCAGAUGUGUAAGAACCUAAGAUAGAUGAUAUUAGUUGCACGCGAAAUUGUUGAGAAUGUGCGGACAGUGCUGGCAGCCACUUCAAAUUAAUUUUAUUUAAUGUUACAUUCGGAAAAAAUAUAUUAAAACACUUUGUUACUCGCUCGGUACUGCCAACACUAAUCAGGCAUUCACUCAAUGAUUGAUAAAUAUCGCCUCCCGGAGAGCGGAGGGGAUUAUUGUGAAUAUUUCACUGUAAAAACAUUCUACUAAGAGGAAUAAGAUUUUUUUAGAUACCUUCGCGUCAGAAUCUCCCAUUUAGAAGUUUUGAACACGGCCAUGACAAAUAAUGUUUCAUUAUCAACAAAGAGGAAAAUGUUUUCUUUCAUCCCAUACAAAUGUUUGACACUUUUUAAAUUUUGAUACCUAGGAUUACGACCAACUAACAACAUGUUUUAUUCGUUACACACUCUAGUAUUCAUUAAGUGCGUGUGAAAACAGCAGAAAAAAAACAAAAGAAGAAUAUACUCUCACGAUCGAAUAUAUUUGAACUACUUCUAUUUCCCUAUCUAAAUUCAAGUUAAUUGUUGCAAUCGAAGCGCUAAAAUCAACCAACCAACCAAGUGUGUGAGCAGCAUUUAUAAUUAGCUCUUGUUAGCCCUACUUAAUCUUAACCCCAGGUUCAUUAAUUCGGUUCGACAUGGAGUAAUGCACGUAAUGCGUAUGGACAUAGAUACUGAACGCGCGGAUCGAGAGAGCACAUCCAAAGGAAGGUGCUCCGCGCGGAAUUAAGCUGUACAUAUUAUGUUGUAGUUUAAGCGAAAUGAACGCAUGAAAACUAAGUUUUCUUAUCACUAUCUGUGCAAACAGCGAAGCAACUAUGUUCAUGAUUUUAUCGACCGUACGACCGGCUUCGAAUGCUUGUUCGCUUUUAAUAGUUAAGAUUCGAUGAUAUCCGAGGCACUGACUUUUCUUGAAUGUAGGCAAUUGUAUGCGGUGUUUAGUUGAGACCGGUAAUUGAAUAAAUUCUAAUCAAAUUUUAUUCUAAAUGCUCUAUGAAGCAGGUGAAAGACAGAUGCAAAGUUUAAAUCCUCUUAAAACAAAGAAAUGAACAAAAUCUUCACUUUUCCAAUAGGGUAUUUAAAUUUAUAUUUCAUUCGCAUCUAGCCUUUGGGGGUAUAAUAGCCUUGAAAAGUCAUUGUUGAGACGAUAGUGAUACAGUCAUAUUUUUUUUUUGUUUUUCCUUCACUUCUAUGCCAUAGUUGUUGGAAAGUUGAUAACCGGACGUAAUUCGCGAUGAUUCCUAAAUGUUCCGGUAAAUACAGGCACUUGUAUGGUGCUCCCCUGGUACAGUGAGUAAGACAGUGGAAACUGUAUGUCAGUUUUUCUUGUUGGGAGGAGGGGUGUUCUUGUUCUUGGGUGCCAUAGAAAGCGCAUAGAGUUUUCCACUAUUCACUGCUGGAUCCAUUAUUUCUAGAAGCCUUCUAACUUCACCGCCGUUUCCCUAAGGGAGAGGAGCAUGCCUAGCCGCCGCCUUGGCUGAUAUAAACAUUAUUUUUACCUCAGACGAUGUAAAUCAACACCAGCCAACAAAAGAGAACACAUCCAACGAUGAGCGCAAUUCAGUUAACACGUUGAGUGCCACGGUUUUUAGCGACUCUAUGGAAAAUUUCAAACGUAUUAGUGCCAACGUUUUCGUAGUGGAAGGUAUUCUUGUUCGAAAAGGAAUUCUAACAAGCUUAUUUAUAUGCUAAUAUUAGUUAUCUUUGUUACCAUAUGUUAUACUGUCAGUCACCGGUGACUGACGCGGCAUUCAACGUGUUAAACGAUAACAUUUUCGAUGCACUGUUUCUAAUGUAAGCGAUUAUGACACCUCGAAUAUUAACUAAGGAAGACAUCUGAUAGAAAAACACUCAUUUAAAUCAUUACUCUGAUCUGGAUUUUCCUUUUUUGGUUCCACUUUGUUCAUUUGAUUUUUGUAUUCUGGUUUUUUUUCUUGUUAAUGCAUGUGUUCGUAAAUGACUUUGUUAUGUAUUUUUGAUCACAAUUCUGGAGACGACUUUAUGUUUGAGAACUGAAGAAAACGAAAAGUGGUGCACCAGCUCAUAGGCAAGAUCAUAAAAAUUGUGCUAUGAUGCUGAACAGAACUUUACCUUCAACGGGUACAACGACACUUCGAACGCCCAUGAGGCGAUCUGGCGUCGUGGUAACACUCAUACCUCUCACGCAGAGAACACUAGUUCAAUUCUCACUCCCGACAUUCUUCCAAAAAUGGAAGUAAAAGUGACGAACCAGCCAAAAUGCAUUGAAAGUCACUAUAAUAGAGAAAAAAAAAAACUACGAACGCCUAUAACCUUCUUUUCUGCAUAAUACCGGUAUGUAAAAGUGCAUCCAUGGUUCAUCCAUAGUCACCAUUCGAUCACAAUUGCCACUUUUCGAAAACGAAUUUAUACCACGUUAAUAAUACGUUUGACAGAGAUGGUCUUUCUCAAUGCCUUCGGAUAGAGUUAUAGUUUUUCUCAAAUUGGUUUACAUGCUAGAGGCGAAUGUCAUGAAAAAAUUAAAGCUUCUAUAAUUCUAAACCUAAUCCAGACCAAACAAAAACCUCUUUUUGAAGGUGAUUUAAAAUUAAAGUUUAAGGCUUCUUUAAUAAAAAAAAAAGUCACAGGACGGCUGUGUCUGAGACACGACCGCAUAGUUGACGUAGGAUUCCGUUAGGCUGUCUGUUGAUUUUGGAUAUGUUUGAAGAACUUUUUGAUAAUGAUUUGCUGGCCCUGAAAAGGGCCGUUUUGUUUGGUUGUUGGGUAUUGUUUUUCUAAUAUGUCUUCAUUUUUCCAAUUUUCUUACCGUAUAAAUAUUCCUUGGGUGAAAAAGAACACAACAAAACAGACAGCUUAAACCAAACGACCCGUACUCGAGCGGGAACACACCUUGGUUUGUAUUUAUGAGAAUUGGAAUACAUCGUUUCAUAUAUCAAGUCAUUUUUAACACAACUGCUACCAUAUACAAUUUUACACUUACACUUGUGCUGAUUUUUUCACAAUACACGAUCGGUCAUUGAUAUGAAAUUUCACGAAGCAACCAACAUUAAAGCUCCAAAUUUGAAUUUUAUUUGCUAGAAUUAAUCGUAUCACUCAUCUUACUUGCAAUACAAAAAUGCCCCCUACCUUCAUGUAUUUACAAUGCCGAUUUCCCCCAGGCAGCUUGGUUCUGAUGUCUCUGUUAGGGACCCGCCGCAUGUGUCGUCGAUUUCGACCAAUCAGAAGUGGGUAUUUCCGUUAGGACAGAGGUUAAGAUUUUUCAAUUGUUCGACAGUUAAUUUCAUGAUAUAUAUUAUUUUCUUCAAUAUAAAAAAUUGUUAUGGGGUGCCGAAAUCGAUUGACACAAAAAUUUCAUCAAUCCAUCAUGGAAUGACUGAGCAAUAAACGUUUGUAAUUGGACAAUUUUCACGAUGUACUCAAUUUUCGAUUUUCAAUUUGUACCCCAAUAUGUUCCCGAAAGACGUAAUCCUACGUCAAAAAUCAAUCAAUCAUAAAUGGAGCAUAUUGGAUAUGCGAGUGAGCCGAAAUUCUAGCGAUUUGAUGAUGUGACCGAGCGUUGUCACGCAGCAAAAUCACAUUAUCAUGAAGUUACUCAUAUUGCGGUUGUUUUCCUUCACUGUUCGACUCAAACGCAUAAGUUGUGUUCUGAACUUGAACGUCAAUGUCGGCUGAUGGCCGCGAGAACCUCUUCUUUUUUGAGCCAAUUGUUCACACGUAAACAAACGCAUUUUCUCACUUCGUGGCUGUUUCGAGUUUCUGAGGCUAUUAUUGUUGUUAAUUCGUUAAUUCAUUCAUAUUCCUUGAUUCGCUGGACAAAUUGCAAUUACUGUCAGCAACUCGAAGAAGCUUUUCAAUCAGCGAUCGCUUUGUGAAGCUCCAUGAGCCAUGAGCUUUGUAAUGUUCCCGUUCUCUACAAUCCUAAUCUUUCAAGUAUUUCUCCUCCACCUUACACCUCAGCCGGUUUCGCACUAACUGUAUGCAGAAAAUGAAGCGUCGCCCGGCACUCACCAAAUGUUACUUACGUUACUCUACGUUUCUGACCAGAUGUUUCGUUACAUCUAUUUUGGGCUCUUUCUGAGCCGUUGUUCAUCGACUAUCAUCGACCAACCAAGGCUGCACAUGGUAGUGGAAGUUCUCCGGUGGUGUCCACUUUCCAGAGUUUUUGCGAAAACUAGAUACUAGAUAAACUAGAUCCUAGAUACCAGUGCUUCACCAAAUAUUCUGCCAUGUUCGCGCAGGUAGCCUUCUCGAGAACCCCGGUAACCACUUAUCGGACUUAAUUCACUUAAUCAAUUACUUUUUUAACGUAUAUGUAUAGUUUGUUAAAUGUUUAGAGAGUAAAAUUAAAAUCUUAAAGGUGAGCAUGCAAUGAAAAACGAAGAUUUAGAACUUUUAUUACUCGAUCAUUUUUCAAUAGAUCACGCCUAUUUUUCGGAAAAUGUCAAGCAUUAUAUGAAUGAAAAUUCCGCGCUCUAAUUGAUCAUUUGAUACAAACAAUAUGUGCUCUAUCAGUGGUGCUAUCAGAAGAGCAGGUCAUGUAGCGAUAAUUAUGCAACACAUCACGUUGCAUCGCAACGUAUACAUUAUUUUAUAGUGGUAUUUUUGUGUAGAGACUGCUGAAGAAACAAUGUCUAACUCGUAUCAUUUUGGUGUGUUUUUGUGCGUUUGACAAGUUUUUGACACGUUUCUAAAAAGAAAAAAAUUUGCAAAACAUGAAAAUCGCGAUAAUUUAUACGUACAAAAGUUACGAUUUCUACAUUAAUAGUAUUUUUUCAAAGAAAACAUGAAAAAGUUGUUGUUGAAAUAACUCUUCCCCCGUAAAAGUGCUCAUUUUGCGAUGUAUGGGUGCCUUGUUGGAAAUUUUAAGGGUCAUGAAUAUCUAUUUUAUUCAGAACCAGCUGACCCGGCAAACUUCGUCCCGCCCAAAAUUUAUUUUUCGUUAUCACAUUCACGUUUUCUUACUAUGAGCAAGUUCAUGGGUCCAAUCGCAGAACUGUUCAUUGAUCUUCUAAUCUACCCACUAAAAUUAACUUUUACUAUAAAAAUACUAGUACUUCUAUCAAAACUCGUCAUUAUAAUAUCAGAUUAUUUUCAAAUACAAUUCUCGUUCAAGACUUUUCAGCCACUUGCAAAUAACAUGUUUCUCCGUUACAUGGAAUAAAUAUUUGAUACAGAAAAUAUGAUAGAAUUAAGACAUCCCUAAAUCUGACGAUUCCUUUCUCGAGUUUUGCUCUUAUCAAUACAUUCGGCGAUCCAUUUGGUUGGAAUAUGUUUGAUUGAAAUAUGUGUAUUAUUUUUAUGAGACCACUCCUCCAUUCCAGAGGAGAGAGGGGUGUCAUAGAAACAUUUAUUACUCCCUAAAACCUCACAUGCCAAAUUUGGUUCCGUUUGCGUGAUUGAUUCUCCAGUAAUGCAGACCCUCCCCCCACCCCCUCUUAGGGAGGGUGGAGGAGUGUCAAACUACCAUAGCAACAUUUAUUGCCCCUUACAAUCUCCAUAUACCGAAAUUGGUUCCAUUUGCUUGAUUAGUUCUUGAGUUAUGCAGAAACUUAUGCUUCAUCUGUAUGGUAAUACCGCCCCUCCUCCCCCUUAGAGAGAGGGGAGGAGUGUUGAUUCACCAUAGAAACCUCCACAUGCCAAAUUUGGCUCGAUUUGCUUGAUUACUUCUCGAGUUAUGCAGAAAUUUGUGCUUCAAUUGUAUGGCAGCCUCUCCUUAGAAAGGGGGGAGGAGUUUCGAACCACCAUAGAUUCGUUUAUCGAUCCCUAAAACCUCUAUAUGCCAAGUUUGAUUCCAUUAUUUUGAUUAGUUCUUGAGUUAUGCAGAAAUUUAUGCUUCAUUUGUAUGUCAGCCCCAACACCUCCCCCCCCCCCGCCUUAAAAAAAGGGCGGAGUGUCGAACCACCAUAGAAUCGUUUCUUGCCCCCUAAAAUCUUCACAUGCGAAAUUUGGCUCCAUUUGAUUGAUUAAUUUUCGAGUUAUGCAGAAAUUUGUGUUUUAUCUGUAUGGCAGCCUCCACUAGAGAGAGGGGAAUAGUGUUCAUAGGGACCAUAGAAACGUUUCUUGCCCCCUGCAAUCUUCACAUGCCAAAUUUGGUUCCGUUUGCUUGCUUAGUUCUCGAGUUAGGCAGAAAUUUGUGUAUCAUUUGUAUGGCUGCCUUCCCUUAGAGAGGGGGAGGAGUGACGAACCACAACAGAAUCGUUUCUUGCCCCCUAAAACAUUCACAUGCCAAAUUUGGUGACAUGACAGACAGACAGACAGAC